GUUCCGUACGCUUCCUCAGCAAUGCAACCGAAGCUUACGCAUCUUGAACGAUUGUUUUACUAGUUACACUACUCAGCUAUCGGGGGAGCUAUAUUCAUUACACUUGUCGGAAUACAAUUAGUCGGAUGAAUGCAGGAGGAUAGGCUCGGAAACGAACUCACCCACGACCAAACAUCUAUAUCUAUACUAACGCAAUCCAAUCAAUCUAAGAACCUGAAACGAAAUGAGAGCCGUGGCCAGGGUGUUAAUCUAGUCGACAAACAUUUAGCUGACUUCGACGUCAAUCGGUAUGCCCUAAGACAGCAACAACGGCUGAAUGAUCGACGAUCAAAUGGUUCUAUUGUGGAGGGUACGAAUACCCUCCAGAAAUUAUACGUAGUAUAACCUCUACUGAUGUGGAUUCCGGAAGAAGAUCAAGAUGGGUGUCUGCGAUUGGGUAAGGCUGGAAAAAACUGGAUGGUGGGCAACGCAGUCCUUUUAU
This is a messenger RNA of Pichia membranifaciens NRRL Y-2026, 481 nucleotides long. RefSeq lists its product as hypothetical. The record is from RefSeq and is a predicted model, not a curated record. NCBI's taxonomy places the organism in Eukaryota, Fungi, Ascomycota, Pichiomycetes, Pichiales, Pichiaceae. The transcript has a single exon. The coding region runs from base 130 to 384 and encodes 84 amino acids.